UUCUCCUCUUCACUGCAUACAUACACCCUUCGUUUCUUGAUUCUUCUUCUUCUUCUUCUUCUCUCUCUCUCUCUCUCUAUUUCUGUUUCCUUGGAUUUCAGUUUCCAAAGUAUCUGCAGCCGAUAUUUCCUUUUCCGGGGGUAUCAGAGUGUGGAAUCUGUUCGCUCAGAGCAAAUCCGAGGAAUCUGAAAAAAUCUCCGAUUCCGAUUCCCCUACGAAUUUGUUCCCGAGAUAUUUUCCAACGCUCUGCUGAGUUAAACUCUAAUUCGUUGAGAGAAGACUCGUUCUGAUCUGGUGGCAAUGGCUGUUGAGCAGCAAAAUGAAGGAACUGCACCAAAUUCGGCUAUUGUGGCUGAUAACUACCGCUCUGAUGGUUUUGCUCAGUCUGAAACAGUGGUCCAACAUUCUUUCGGGAAUUACCAUAUGACUAAGGUAAGGAAACCUUAUACGAUUGUAAAGCAAAGAGAAAAAUGGACGGAAGAAGAGCAUGAGAGGUUUCUUGAAGCCUUAAAGCUGUAUGGUCGUGGUUGGCGUCAAAUCGAAGCACAUGUAGGCACCAAAACUGCGGUUCAGAUUCGAAGUCAUGCUCAAAAAUUCUUCUCUAAGGUGGUCCGGGGAUCUGGUAGUAGCACUGGAAGCUCCAUUGAACUGGCUGAGAUACCUCCUCCAAGGCCGAAGAAGAAACCCUUGCAUCCUUACCCUCGUAAAUCAGAUUCUCUUAAUGGAGUAUCAGUGACAAAUAAUUGUGAAGGGUCUCCAUCUUCAAAUUUGUUGGUUACUGAGAAAGACACCAGUUCUCCCAAGUCUGUUUUGUCUGCAGCUGGGUCAGAUUCAUUGGGGUCUGCAGUUUCAGAGCAGCAGGGCGUUUGUCCUUCACCCACUUCAUCUCCAAAUUUGUUGGUGACUGAGAAAGAUACCAGUUCUCCCACUUCUGUUUUGUCUGCAACUGGGUCAGAUUCAUUGGGGUCUGCAGUUUCAGAGCAGCACAGCGUUUGUCCUUCGCCCACUUCAUGCACAACUGACAUACACUCAGUCGGCUCAUCACCUUUUUCAUCAACCCUGGAGAACUUUUUGUCCAUGAAAUUUGAGUUAGCUUCCAGGGACACCUUAAGUACCAAAGGAGAUGAAGCCAUGGUAGCACCUGUGACAAGUAUCAAGCUUUUUGGAAGGGAAGUUUUGGUGACAGAUUCCCAGAAACCAUGUUCUCCAGGUGCUGAGAAUACAGAGAAGCUUCCUAAAACAUUACCAUCAAACCAAUUAGACACACAUCUAUCACCUGAAAUAGUUGAUUGUAAUUGGAAAUUAUUGCCAUGUCGAGCGCCAGUUAGACGUGUGGAAGAUAUGAAAGAAAACACCAACUCUGCAGAAGCCAACCCUUAUGCUUCUCUGCCAUGGUGGACUUUGUGCCCAGGCCUGCCAUUUUAUUACCUCCCCCCAGCAUAUGACCAAUCGUCAGUUCAAAUACCAGCAGAUUCUCGUGUGGAAGAAAAAACAGAGGGGGAUAUUCUGAAGGAAAGAUCUUGUCCUGGUUCGAAUUCUGCAUCGGUUAGUGAAGCAGAAAAUGGAGAGAAGAACUUAAAUGGCGUUGAUUCUGAGUGUCAAGAACCUCUCCACAUUAGCCCCCGCAAGUCUAUGAAAGGAUUUGUUCCCUACAAAAGAUGUCUAGCAGAGAGGGAUAGAAGCUCAUCAAUGGUUGUUUUGGAGGAGAGGGAGGGGCAAAGAGCUCGAGUUUGCAUAUAGCACCCUCCACUUGAAUUCCAUAAUUAGGUUGUUUUGGGACAGGAAUUGGUCGUUUUGAGUUGACUGAUUCGUACUUACUUUGCCUCAGUUCUCCACAAGAGCUCCCUUCAAGUCACUUUCUAUCUUGGUAUCCAAAGGAUAUUUUUAGAAAGUAGUGUUACUUAACUUACUUUGUAGCAAUCUUUGUAAUAUUGUGUCUGGAUUCAUUCUUUCAAACAUAAUAAUGUUGGUAGUCCAAUACUUGAUCAUAAUCAUGUCAGACCUUAUGGUAAUAGCUGCUGAAGUUGGAAUUUUGAAGCUGCUGAAGUUGGAAUUUUGAAU
Molecule: messenger RNA, 2061 nt
Organism: Corylus avellana
Lineage: Eukaryota; Viridiplantae; Streptophyta; Magnoliopsida; Fagales; Betulaceae
Product: protein REVEILLE 7
Molecular function (GO): DNA binding
Source: RefSeq, a predicted model, not a curated record